AAAGGAGGGGACGUUGUGUAACCACGGCGGAUGCCACGAAAAACUGGACAGAGAAAGACAGACAGACAGAGAGAGAGUGGGUAGCGAAGGGACGGAGUUUUGCAUAAUACAGUUAGAGCGCAAACAACUGUGCGUGUUGCAUAGUGGACUGCCCCUGCUGUAGACUCACAGGAUCCUUCUCCGUUGCAACGCUGUCUCUCAGAGGCAGGUCACACACUCAUUCUUUGCUGCCUGGGGGUGUGUCAGCAUGGAGGAGAAACCAGGCAAGCUGAGGAAAACCAAGAAUGACAAUGGGAACACCGGGGCUGGCAGAGUCUUGGACACAGUAAAGAUAGACCAAAAGGUAGUGGAGGGAGGCAGGCAGGCUGGGUCUAGCAGCGGCAGAGAAGCGAAAGCAGCAAGGAAGCAGGAACCAGGGAAGAGGGAGAGUGCUGGGGAGACGACACGGUCGGGAUCGAGUGGAGAUGAGCUUUCCAACACAGGAACCAGGAAGAAACGGAGACUGGGUGCUCGGGACGUUGUCGCGUCACCACCGGGGGGAGUGGGAGGGCUGGCGAGCUCAAUAAAAGAGACUAGACUGCAGGCAAGGAUGUCAGUGCAGGGAUUCGAGUUCAACAAGAAGCGAGUGCGCCUCAUCUCCGAGGCUGUGGAGAUGAAGGACGGCUCGGAAAGCAUUGUGUACUGGAUGUCCCGGGACCAGAGGGUGCAAGAUAACUGGGCUCUCCUGUACUCUCAGCACCUGGCCCUGAGUCAUGAGCUCCCGCUCCAUGUGUGCUUCUGCCUGGUGCCACGCUUCCUCGAUGCCACCAUCCGACACUUCGGCUUCAUGCUGCGGGGCCUGGAGGAGGUGGCCAAGGAGUGUGCAGAGCUGAACAUCUCUUUCCACCUGCUGACAGGCUAUGCGAAGGAUGUGCUGCCGGAGUUUGUGCGGAUGCAGGGGGCGGGGGGUGUGGUCACAGACUUCUCCCCGCUGCGGGUACCCCUGCAGUGGCUCCAGGAUGUGAAGGAGAGGCUGCCGCGUGAUGUCAUGUUAGUGCAGGUAGAUGCUCACAACAUUGUUCCCUGCUGGGUCGCGUCAGAAAAACAGGAAUACGGAGCCAGAACUAUCCGCAAGAAGAUCCAUGACAAGCUUUCCGAAUACUUGACAGAGUUUCCUCCGGUGCUCCGACACCCUCACGGCGCCGGGUGCGAAGCGAAGGCAGUGGACUGGGAACAGGCCCGCUCCAGCCUGGAAGUAGACUGUAGUGUUAAGGAGGUAGACUGGGCUCGACCCGGGACAGAGGCGGGCCUAGCGAUGCUGGAGUCCUUCAUCAUGGAGCGCCUGAAAUUGUUUGGGUCUGACCGCAACAACCCAAACCGACCCGCGCUCAGCAACCUGUCUCCCUGGUUCCACUUCGGGCAGGUCUCCGUGCAGCGUGCCGUGCUGGAGGUGCGGAAGUGCAGCUCGAAGUAUUUGCAGUCUGUCAACAGCUUCAUCGAGGAGGCGGUGGUGCGUCGAGAGCUGGCCGACAACUUCUGUUACUACAACAAAAACUACGACUGCGUAGAGGGUGCCUCUGACUGGGCCAGGAAGACUCUGCAGGACCACGCGCAGGACGAGCGCUCUCACCUGUACUCCCGGGCUCAGCUAGAGGCGGGAAAGACACACGACCCGCUGUGGAAUGCAGCUCAGCUCCAGAUGACUCUUGAGGGGAAGAUGCAUGGCUUCCUGCGGAUGUACUGGGCGAAGAAGAUCCUGGAGUGGACCAGCAGCCCGGAGGAGGCACUGGAGACGGCGCUCUACCUCAACGACCGCUACGAGCUGGACGGACGAGACCCCAACGGAUACGUCGGCUGCAUGUGGUCCAUCUGUGGGAUCCAUGACCAGGGCUGGGGGGAGAGACCUGUCUUCGGGAAGAUCCGCUUCAUGAACUAUGCGGGGUGCAAGAGGAAGUUUGACGUGGGGCAGUUCGAGCGCAAGUACCACCCCGAGAAAUUCACUGUCUGAGCAGAGAGUAGGAGUGGGAUUGACUGUUUGAGCUCUCCUUCAAGUACUGUGCCUCUCCCAAGAUCUUCUGAUUGGUAUGAUUUGCUAAAUAUUAGCUUUGGUCCAGGUAAUUUAUUUAGACACAAAAACUGACAGUGCUUUGUAAGACCAGCUGUUUCAGAAGAGAAGAUUAAAGUUCUGUUCCUGCUUGCAUACAGCUGAGUGUGGGGAUGUGGGGUGCUAUUGGCUGUGUUGUUUCUAUUCAUGUAAAAGUAUGUUCUGUUUUUUGUUUUAUUUUGUUAUAAUGAACUUGCUUGUAGUGUAGAACCUCUUUGUAACUGUAUGCACGGUCAGUAUGGGGUUUACGUCUUAUCACAUUAACAUCGCUCUGUGUGAAAGACGGGGAGAGAGAGGAAGUGUGAGACACAGUUAAAUGUUAAAGAUGGAAACACUUUGCAAUGCGGUUGUAACGGGUGCACUUGAUUAAGAGAAAAAUUUAAACAAAUUCAAAAGGC
Molecule: messenger RNA, 2481 nt
Organism: Polyodon spathula (Mississippi paddlefish)
Lineage: Eukaryota; Metazoa; Chordata; Actinopteri; Acipenseriformes; Polyodontidae
Gene: cpdp
Product: CPD photolyase
Exons: 10
Coding region: 248-1987 (579 amino acids)
Biological process (GO): photoreactive repair
Molecular function (GO): deoxyribodipyrimidine photo-lyase activity
Source: RefSeq, a predicted model, not a curated record